Messenger RNA from Phanerochaete carnosa HHB-10118-sp, 1380 nucleotides. RefSeq lists its product as uncharacterized. Gene Ontology annotation, cellular component: vacuolar membrane. NCBI's taxonomy places the organism in Eukaryota, Fungi, Basidiomycota, Agaricomycetes, Polyporales, Phanerochaetaceae. Bases 1 to 1380 code for a protein of 459 amino acids. The record is from RefSeq and is a predicted model, not a curated record. Gene Ontology annotation, molecular function: amino acid transmembrane transporter activity. Gene Ontology annotation, biological process: amino acid transmembrane transport. The transcript has 9 exons.
AUGCUCGAUAAAUCGGAGGCUGAUGCCACUUAUGACGAUAAAUCUAGUACGCACGGGAAGAGCCAAGGCGUGUCCAACAAUGUGGACCCUAACGAGCGCGCCAAGAGUAAGGAUGUGUUCAACGAUGACGAUGGCCACGAUAUCCAGUACAAGACUCUCAGCUGGCAGUUUACGGCUCUAUUGAUGAUCUCGGAGAUUGUCAGUAAUGGGAUGUUAUCUCUUCCUAAUGCUAUGGCGGCAGUUGGAAUUGUUCCCGCGUUGAUAUUGACGAUAUUCUUGGGUAUAUUCGGAUUGUUUACCGCAAAGCUACUGAUCGACUUCAAGCUCAAUCAUCCGGGGGUUCACAGCAUGGGUGACGCUGGCUACAUCUUGUUCGGACCUGUUGGCAGAGAAAUUUUGUCCGCAGGCACCGUUGUCUUCGCGAUUUUUGCCGCCGGUUCAGAGCUGCUAUCGGGCCAGCAGGCCCUCUCCACGCUGUCCGACAAUGGCCUUUGCGCAGUCUUUCUUGUCAUUAUCUUCGCCGGCGCAACAUUUCUGGCCGCUCUUCCCCGUACGCUUGGACAGCUCGGCUGGCUUGGCUUUGGCAGCGCCGCAUUAAUAUUUCUAUGCGGGAUCUUGACUAUGAUUGGAGCGGGUCGCAACCCUGUCCCAGACCGUGUUGUUCAAGCAACCAUACCGACGACCUUCUUCGAGGCAUUCUUAGCUGUUACUGGACCAGUAAGCAGCUCAUGUCCUCUUCAAAGGUUCUUUAUUCUUAUCUCAGAGAUGCGUAGACCACAAGAUGCGAUGAAGGCAGCGUGGUGCCUCCAAGGAUUUGCGACGGUAUUUUACAGCGUGUUCAGUGUGGUUGUCUACGUGUACAUUGGGAGCACAGUGGCCUCGCCUGCUCUCUUCUCGCUACCUCCGAAAUGGGCAAAGGCUGCCUUCGGCAUUGGGCUGGGCAACUUCUUGAUAAGCGGAGCCCUCUAUGUACACACUGCCGCGAAGCUCGUCUUCAUCCGUCUCUUCCGUCACACGCGCCACGUCUAUUCUCACACCGCGCAAGGAUGGGCCGUGUGGCUUGUUCUCUGCCUCGUGGGCACCGCUGCUGCCUGCAUCCUAGCUAUCGCUGUCCCAAUCUUCAGUGAUCUCAUUGGCAUUACGGCAGCACUCUUCGCGGCGUGGUACACGUAUGGUCUUGCAGGGUUCUUCUGGCUGCAUGACGUCUAUCAUCUGAAAGGCGGUACGCAAGCUCUGAAGAGGAGGAAGUUUGGUACCACCCUGGCUGUUCUCACGAUCCUUGCCGGGGCAUUUAUUUGUGUCGCCGGAACGUACGUCUCAAUCAAGCUCAUCGUAGAUGCUUACAAGGCUGGGGCUGUUGGCAAGCCUUUUACGUGCUAG